UGAGGCUCCGGUGGGUGGGUGGGUUCAGACUAAGGGGACUGCGGGUCAGCAUUGGGCUCAGUGGGCUCGAACGAAGGACUCUCGGGCAGGGACUCAGCGCGGCGCCUCCUGCCGGGUAGCAGGGCGGCCGGUCGCGGCUUCCCGGCCAGCCAGUGCCCUCCCCGCGCGGUCCCAGUCUGCUUCUCCUCGGAUCCCCGCGGCCAGCGCCGCGGUGCGGGCCCCGCGUAGAGGCACCUGCUGCUGAGGGACCCCGCGGCCCGCCCAGGUGCUCGUGAUGGGGCUGAUCUUCACCAAACCGUGGAGCCUCUUCUGUAACCAAGAACACAAAGUAAUCAUAGUGGGACUGGAUAACGCAGGGAAGACCACCAUUCUUUAUCAAUUCUUAAUGAACAAAGUGGUUCAUACAUCUCCAACCACAGGAAGCAAUGUUGAAGAAACAGUCGUGAAGAACACUCAUUUUCUCACGUGGGAUAUUGGUGGUCAGGAGUCCCUGCGGUCAUCGUGGAACACAUAUUACACAAACACCGAGUUCAUCAUUCCUGUGGUCAAUAGCAUUGACGGAGAACAACUAGCUAUUACAAAAGAAGAAUUAUACAGAAUGUUGGCUCAUAAGUCAACAGGGUCAAGCCACCUGAGAGAAAGUUCCCACUUUCAACAUAAUCUUUUCAAGAUCUUCCUACUGACCCACUCUUGCAGCUCCGCCCACUGGGUGAAGUCCCGCCUCUUCCUCCCGGGUCUCAGCCUCCCCGAGAGAAGAGCUUCUCUUCUUCGCCGUUCUCCAACGCCUAGAAAAAGUUUCACCUUUCUUUACGGGAGGGGAGUUCCUCGGGGGAGAUGGCCGCGCUGGUUGCCCGUAAGAAGCGGUAUGAACGUACGCGGCCAUCUUACCUCACUGCUUGCGCUGCUGGAGACAAAGCUCAACUGCCGGGUCAGGGAGCUGCUCUGUUGGUCACAGGAGGUAUGGGCUUCUGAGAUGCUAAAAGCAGCAGUGACAUCUGUGUUUAGGGACUCAGGAACACUUGCUUCUCCCUGUUCUAAAUGGCCCAAUCGCCUAACAAAGGCCGAAUCAUCCGCUGCACGGCACAGGCGUAAUCAUGGCCGCCCCCAGCAAGCGGCUGACAAGAGGGCGCGGCCAUCGUACCUGCCAUUAACGCUCCGGAACCCAGAAUCCCGUUCUCUGGGAGGUUGCCAGGCGGCGGCAGCCAGCCUCCAAGUCGCGACUGAGUCUGCGCACGGUCACUCGGGAUGGGAAGAGAGAAGAGCUUGUACUGUGGUGAGGCGGCGGGGUGCGACAACCCAUUUCAGGCUCUUUCUGGAAAAUGUAAUGACAUAUCCAUCUGUGACAGCAUCCCAAGUGUGAGCCUGGUUUCUAGAAAUCUGUUCUGACUUCAUGGCAGCUAGGAUGGAUGUUCCUUUGCCUGUGGUCAGGAAACAAAAAGCUUACUGAGUGUCCUGAGUGUACACCUUUGGGUCCCACCACCUUGUUGGACAGCAGGGCUCUCCUUGGGGCCGCAGGACCUCAGUCACACCUGCAGAAGCCUCUGUCAGUGGCUGCAGCUGAGGGUGAGUUCCCUUUGAGAGAUGGAGCUUGAGGGCCUAAUGGGCCAGGUAAAAGGCCCUCUGGUCCAGGAGAGGGGAUCUUCUUCUGAAGGAGUCACCCAGGGUCCAAAUCUCUUGCCAGAGCAAAGACUCUCAGUAACAGGCUUUUAGUAUUGAGGGACACUGACGGCCUUUUACAUUUACGUGACAGUUGGAAUAAGUCAUUUUUAAGUUCCCACGCUUACCUGACACAUGAAAGUAUAUAAUUCAAGGCUGUUAUUCCAGUUGUGGCCAGUUUUUCUCGAUCUCUUCUAGUUAAUUUUCCUUGAUCUGUGAUCAGCUGUGAGACUUUGGCAGUCACUAAGUUUGGAGGGAUUAAUCAUCAUUAUGUAAAGAAACCUUAGGAGAGUAAUUGGCUAGACCUGUUUUUCCAGGAGAGGACACCAGGAUAGUCAAACAUUAUGAAUGUCACUGUAUUCAAGAAAAGCUCUUCUCUGUCCCAUGGGAAGAUUACAAUCUCCUCUUUUUGCAGAGGAGAGGUAUGAGUUGCUCUGUUUUAAAAGUUGUGCUCCUAGACUAUUUCUCAGUGGGCAAAGCCUGGAUCUGGUGGGAAUCAGCUGUGAGGCUGUCACUGUUUGAGUUGCCAGUCAUCAGGGCCACAGCUCAAGAAUGCCAAUCAGGAAACAAACUCUUGUUGCCCGCGCAGUGGUGGGAUGGUUUUCCUGCCCUCAAAGGUGUGAGUCAGUUCUGGUGGAUGUAGGAGUUAUUUUGUCUAUGUCUUGCCGUUUGCUUUUUGCCUUUCUUUUCCUUGUCUCUUUUACUGAGGUAUAAAAGACAUAGAGCAAAACAUACAAAUAAUAAAUAUGCAACAUGAUGGAUUUUUAAAUACAUACACACAUUCAUGUAACUAUCAUUUAGAGCAACGUUUCCACCACCUUAGAGCUGGGGUUGACAUAUAAUUGCCCAUGAGGCAAAUCUGGCCUGCCAUCUCUGUUUGUAAUUAAAGUUUUAUUGGAACACAGCUGUACUCAUUCACUGCUGUAUCAUUAUCAGUGGCUGCUUUCAUGCUGGAACAGCAGAAUUGAAUAGUUGUGGCAAACUCCAUAGGACCCACAAAGCCAAAAAUAUUUACUGUCUGGUCUUUCAAAUAAAAAGUUGGCUGACCCCCUACGCUAGCAGGCUCCAUCCUACCCCAUCUCAGUAAUAUCCAUCCCCUUCCCACGUUCUGACUCUCUCACCAUAAUUUUACCUGUUCUGGAACUCCCUAGAAAUGGAAUUAUCCAGUAUAUUCUUCCUAAGUUUGACUUCUUUCAUUGGACAUAAUAUCUGUGAGAUCCACAUGGAUUGCAUGGAUAUCAGCAGUUCAUUCCUUUUUAUUGUUGAAUAGUAUUCCAUUAUAUGGACACGCCACAAUUAUCUAGUUCUCCUGGGCAGUUUCCGGUUGUGACUUACUAUGAUCAAAGCUGCCAUGAACAUUCUUAUUCAAGUCUUCAUUGCACACUAUGCAUUUAUUUCUCCAGUAUAUUCCCAGGGGUGGGACUGCUGGGUCAUGGGGAUUCUACAUUCAGCUUUGGCAGAUAUGGCCAAACAGUUUUCCAAAAUGAUUGAACCAAAUUGCAGUCCCACCAGCCACAAGUCAGACCUCUUGUUGCUCCUGGAUGUGGAUUUUCAAUGCCAGGCUGUAGCUUACUAGCACAGUAUAUUCAGACCUAUUUAUAAGGUUUCUCACUACUGUGAGUGAAAAGCUUGAAUGUUCUUUAUUAAUGUUUUGUAUGAAUUUAGUUCCGUAUUUCCUAAUAUGUGUAUUUUUUGGAAAUAGGGAACCUCCAAGUUAUAGUAGUCUUAUCUAGUUAUAGUACCAGUUAUUUUAAAAGGAAAAUUUUAAUAUUGUGAUUUUUGAUUAUCACUACAUAUUUAUAGUUUUUAUAGACUAAAGCUUUGUGAACAUAUGCAUUCAUACGGAACUACGAGGCCAUAUUCGUGUGUUUAACUUGGGUAGAUAUGGCCAGUUUUCUCCAGCGCUACUGCUUGCAAGGUUGGAGCCCCUUGAGGCUGACCUCUACUCACCCCCUUGCCUGGACCUAUCCCCUGAGGAAGGGUCCUUGCUUUCUGACACUCAAGAUUGUAAAGGUGCACCUUGUAUUCUUUGUUCCAGAUGAUGGACUCAGACAUUUUCCAAGGAGCUCUAGUUCUUUCUGGUGAGAAUGAGUGGUAGCGAUCAGAAUCUGGGUGCUGGCAGGCUUUUCCAGUCAGGAUGACACCGUGCCCGGUUACUUCAGUGAGAAUCGCCACAAAAGAUAUAAUUUUUAAAAACCAAGAGUUAUUCCACUGGUAAUUUUAAUAUAGUUCUAACAUUAAACGUUCAAGUACAUCAAAGUAUUUAUUUAUACUCUUAACCUAUGACUUGCCCUUUUAAAAACAAUUUAAGCCAUUACAGUUAUUUCUUUAAUUAAACAUCUUGAGUUGUUUGUUGUCAGCGGCUGAACAUUAUUUUUUAAUGACAACACUGAAUAAUCUGCUGGGUGAAGGGACAGAAUGGGAUUUCAAAAUUUGUAGAUACUGACAGGCAUAUGUAGAAUAGAUAAACAAGAUUAUACUGUAUAGCACAGGGAAAUAUAUACAAGAUCUUGUGGUAGCUCAGAGCAAAAAAAAAAACAAAACAAUGUGACAAUGAAUAUAUGUAUGUUCAUGUAUAACUGAAAAA
This is a messenger RNA of Camelus dromedarius (Arabian camel), 4243 nucleotides long. RefSeq lists its product as uncharacterized. Gene Ontology annotation, cellular component: trans-Golgi network; cytoplasm. The record is from RefSeq and is a predicted model, not a curated record. The transcript is spliced from 7 exons. Gene Ontology annotation, molecular function: GTPase activity; GTP binding. Bases 275 to 1360 code for a protein of 361 amino acids. Gene Ontology annotation, biological process: protein localization to Golgi membrane; intracellular protein transport; vesicle-mediated transport. Lineage: Eukaryota; Metazoa; Chordata; Mammalia; Artiodactyla; Camelidae.